GAUUACCCGCUUAAUAAUAAACGAACAUCCCCAAUAUUAACGAAGAUCCGACAACCCGAAUCCACAAACCCGCAAAUAACAGCCUCAAAAACAUGUGCUGACGUUUGGCCAAUUGUAACCACCACCACCACCGCCAUCACCACCCUCCUCCUCCUCCUCCUGCAGUUGCUCGCCGACUUCGGCGCUGCUAGCAUGGCCGCGGUGGCGCGAUUCUCCACACUUAUAAUAGACUAUCCCCGGUGCGACCCCGCCAUCAAAGUCCUCGGAUUUUCCCGACGCAGAUUAAGCUUCGCCGUCAGCGCUUUCAGCUCCACACGACGCCGGAGAAGUCGAGAAUUCUCCGCCAUCACUUGCUCCGCCUCCAAUGAACCGUCCUCUUCGGAUAUCAGUUCCAAUGCCAGAAUACGAAGUGAAGUUCUUUCGCCCUUUCGCUCGGUUCGAAUGUUCUUUUAUGUGGCCUUUAUUGCUAGCGCUUCACUUGGAGCAUUGGUAGCAUUCUCUCAGUUAAUCGGGGCCCUGGCAAAUUCUUCAAGAGGAGCUGAAGUUCCUGAAAUCCUCAAGGGUCUGGCUAUAGACAUUGGAGCAGUUUCAAUUUUCGCGUUUCUUUAUUAUAGGGAAAAUAAUGCUAAAAAUGUUCAGAUGGCUAGACUUUCGAGAGAGGAAAGUCUCUCGAACCUUAAGCUUCGUGUAGAUGAGAGGAGAGUCCUUCCUCUAAGUGCUUUUAGGGGAAUUGCUCGUCUUGUGAUCGUGGCUGGCCCUGCAGCUUUUGUCAAAGAAUCGUUCAAAUCCAGUGAACCUUUCACCAAGAGUCUUGUUGAAAGAGGGGUUCUUGUUGUACCAUUGGCAACCGAUGGAAACUCGCCAAGACUUGAGUUUGAAGAGACGGAGGAGACAAAAGAGAUCGUUACAGAAAGGAAAAAACUCUGGCAGCUUACUCCAAUCUAUGUUCCUGAAUGGACCAAGUGGUUAGAUGACCAGAAGAAAUUGGCUAACAUCUCCCCUGAAUCUCCAGUAUAUUUGUCGCUCCGUUUGGAUGGUAGAGUUCGAGGCAGCGGUGUGGGCUAUCCACCAUGGAAUGCGUUCAUCGUGCAGCUUCCGCCAGUAAAGGGGAUGUGGACUGGCCUUCUAGAUGGUAUGGAUGGAAGAGUUCUGUGAGCAUCGAAACUACUAUAUAUUCUCUCUUGGCAUAUAUGAAAUUUGAAGUUUUAAACCCACUUUAUUCGUUCCUAAAUUGUGAGCUUCCUUCAUAGUUUCUUGGCUACACUAGAUGGAUAUCAUCUGCAGGGUCAAGGUUGCUGUUAAAUAUAUAUCUCUUGGAAAUUCAAUUAAGCUUGGCUAGUUUUGAAGGAGAUUAAAAGUAUCUAAGGUAAGUUUUUAAUAUUUUGGAUGCUUUUAUUUCACAGGAUGAGAUUAUAAUUCUUAUGAUUAUUUGAAUGGAUCUUAUAAUCAAUAGAUUUUGUCUUGUUUUUCUAUUUUCGUCAGUCUCAAAACAAUUGUCUUGUUUUUUUCUUUAGUAACAGUGUCCUCAUUUAUAACAAAAUUAUUCCUACUUUUCCAAACUACCCCUAAUUAUUACUCUAAUAUACUUUCUAAAAUCUUUAAAAAAUAAAGACAUUUUAAUCUUUCAAUUAAAUACUAUUAUUCUUUAAUUGCGUGCCAACUACCAGACGUCUCUUCUGGGAUAGAGGGAAUACAAUAUUUACUACGUUUGAUUAAAUAAAAGCUAACAUAGGCUUUUAGUACAAAAUUGCUUAGGAGAAAUUAACCUUACCAUGUAGGUAGGUUAGAUUAAUUAUUCUUGAUAAGUGUAUUAUUAUGUUGCGCUUUAAUAAUUCCAGAGAUUAGGUUUCUAUAUGCUUUUUUAGUAAACAGCAGUUAAAUAAUAGUAGUAAUUGCUCCGUCCAUCAAAUUUAUUUUUAGUUUUGUUUUUUUGUUUGUUCAUUAAGUUUAUCUCAUUAUUAUAUUUGAAAAAGUCAAAAUGUUAAUAUUUAAAUAUUUUCUUAAUCUCCCUACCAACUUCAAAUGAGCUAAUUUUUGCGGUCAUAGGGAGUAUUAUUUUUAUUUUUAUUGUGCAUUUUACAUGCGAAAACAACAGUAACCUCACUAAAUUUAAUGAUUAAGGGCCAUUGUUGGAGGAUUCGUUUUAGGAAUUAGAUUAUACAUGGAAAAGCAUGGAUUAUGUAUGUAUGUAUGUAUGUUACAUUAGAAAUGGUGAAUGUGUUGGGAGUAUGUGUGUAAGCACAGCACAGCACAAAUAGAGAUUCAUAGGGCAAUGCACAAUACACAAGAGAAGCUGUAGGGAUCACCAAACACUGAAACACAAAUGGACGAUGAUGAUGAUGGGUAGAGAUAAUAGCAGUAGAAGUGAACAUUGUGUUUCUCUCUCUCUCUAACUUUCUAUCUCUCUCAUG
This is a messenger RNA of Andrographis paniculata, 2411 nucleotides long. RefSeq names its product protein LOW PSII ACCUMULATION 1, chloroplastic. NCBI's taxonomy places the organism in Eukaryota, Viridiplantae, Streptophyta, Magnoliopsida, Lamiales, Acanthaceae. The transcript is spliced from 4 exons. The coding region runs from base 193 to 1155 and encodes 320 amino acids. The record is from RefSeq and is a predicted model, not a curated record.